AUGGCCUCCAUUGUCCCCAAGCUCGAAUCACUGGCCGUCAAUGUAACCAACCAGCUCUCGCCUGGAGAGGAGCCCUCGAGAGCGGGGGCUGUCACCCCUGGAAUCAAGCGCCUUUCCCGACCGCUAGGGGCAAUCGAUAUUCCACAUGUAACCAUCAAGUCAAUAUGCUGCAUCGGUGCCGGAUAUGUUGGGGGUCCAACAUGCGCCGUCAUCGCCCACAAGAACCCGCACAUCAAAGUCACAAUUGUUGACUUGAACGCGGCUCGUAUCGCGGCUUGGAACUCUGAUGAGCUUCCAAUCUACGAACCCGGCCUCGAUGAAGUUGUCAAGUCGACCAGAGGGAAAAACCUUUUCUUUUCGACCGAUGUCGAUGCAGGUAUCCUAGAAGCUGACCUCAUCUUUGUCUCUGUCAACACCCCCACAAAGAUCAAGGGAAUAGGCGCUGGGUUUGCAGCGGACUUGGGCUAUGUCGAGAGUGCCACGCGGAAAAUCGCCGAAGUUGCGAAAUCCGACAAGAUCGUCGUCGAAAAGAGCACCGUUCCAUGCAGAACUGCCCAGUCCAUGAGAUACAUCGUAAGCACUCCUAAUCUAUUUCUAACCCACCUAGGGUCUUUCUCGACAAACACUGACGCCCUCCCCACCCGGGGUUCCCAGCUCGAAGCAAAUGCGAAGCCAGAUAUUCACUUUGACAUCCUGUCAAACCCAGAGUUUCUUGCCGAAGGAACUGCUAUAUCAGAUCUAUUCUAUCCGGACCGUGUUUUGAUUGGAUCGUUGGAUACGGAAAGAGGCCGUUCUGCUGCUGCAUCCCUAGCGGAUGUUUAUGCAGGAUGGGUUGCCCGAGACCAAAUCAUCACCAUGAACCUCUGGUCUUCAGAGCUUUCAAAAUUGGCUGCAAAUGCCCUUCUCGCCCAACGUAUCUCAAGUAUCAACGCUCUCAGUGCUAUAUGUGAAGCAACUGGCGCAGACAUUGAUGAAGUCAGCUAUGCUUGUGGACUGGAUACUAGGAUCGGACCCAAAUUUUUGAAGGCUAGUGUGGGAUUCGGCGGGAGCUGCUUCCAAAAGGAUAUAUUGAACUUGGUCUACCUUAGCGAAAGCUUGCACCUACCGGAAGUCGCUACUUACUGGAAGCAGGUCGUCGAGAUGAACGAAUACCAGAAACGCAGGUUUACUAAUCGUGUGAUAUCUUGCCUUUUUAACACACUGACUGGAAAAAAGAUCGCCGUUUUCGGGUUUGCGUUUAAAAAGGAUACAGGCGACACUCGUGAAUCCCCCGCUAUCACACUAGUCAAUUACUUUCGAGAAGAAAAAGCAUACAUCUCGAUAUAUGAUCCGAAGGUUGAAGAGUCACAGGUCUGGAUGGAUCUUGCAGAGCCAGGCGUGGUGGACGAGACGGAAGUCAUUAAGAAGCAAGUAUCGAUUGCUGCGGACCCCUAUGAAGCUGCCGCUGGCGCAGAUGCCAUUGUAAUCUGCACCGAGUGGAACGACUUCAGGGAAACAGUUCUCGACUACGAGCGAAUAUACGCGAGUAUGAAGAAACCUGCUUUCAUUUUCGAUGGCCGGCUUAUCCUAGACGCAAAGAAGGUUUCAGAGAUCGGUUUCAAAGUGGAGACCAUUGGUCGGCCACGGACAACCUUUGUUCAAUCAAAGGAUUUCGAGUAA
Messenger RNA from Orbilia oligospora ATCC 24927, 1659 nucleotides. RefSeq lists its product as uncharacterized. The coding region runs from base 1 to 1659 and encodes 552 amino acids. Gene Ontology annotation, molecular function: UDP-glucose 6-dehydrogenase activity; NAD binding. The record is from RefSeq and is a predicted model, not a curated record. The transcript is spliced from 3 exons. Gene Ontology annotation, biological process: glycosaminoglycan biosynthetic process. Lineage: Eukaryota; Fungi; Ascomycota; Orbiliomycetes; Orbiliales; Orbiliaceae. Gene Ontology annotation, cellular component: cytosol; nucleus.